Molecule: messenger RNA, 1545 nt
Organism: Canariomyces notabilis
Lineage: Eukaryota; Fungi; Ascomycota; Sordariomycetes; Sordariales; Chaetomiaceae
Exons: 5
Coding region: 309-1337 (342 amino acids)
Source: RefSeq, a predicted model, not a curated record
UGGGCGGUGGGCGGAGGUAUAUAGGCACGCGGAAGGCAGUAGGCCUUCAACAGGAACCACUACACUUUCAACGGCGUUGUGGUGUAGCGGUUCCAGCGUAGGCGUUGAGAAAAUUCCUAGAUAGCCUCUGGUUGACGAAAGACUGUCCCAGACUGCUGCCCGGGCUCGAACGCCUGCCUCUCUUUUUGGGUUCGAUUCCUCGAUCAACUGAUUCAAUCACGCCUUUUUUUGGUUGCUUGUGCACUUUACGAUUGGAGGGUUAGGGUUGGUGUCCGAUCGCGAAGCAGCGCAGCUCCCGCUCCACUCCAAUGGCAGUGAAACCGUCACUUCGCAUUGCACAUGGGAUUCUCGUUUUCCCACGUCUCAAACCGGGAAUCCCAAUUCCCAAUUCACGACGCCUCUCCCGCGGAUGGCUAUGGUGUAUAACUUGGUGUUUACUUUGCCCCGGGGCUGCAUCGCUUGAAGCCCAAGAUACAGCAAUGACCCAGGCACCUGCAGCUAAACCCUCCUCAUUUCCGUCAGCAACCAAAGCCCCCUGCGCCUCAAACGCGUCUUCGGGAUUCAGGAAGAGAGCUGUUCCCCAGUCAGCGAAGCAUGAGGACCACGCCAACACGGACACGAUGAGUCGCUCGGAUGAGGAACGGCCGCUGCUGGACAGCGCCGGCGGCGCAUCGUUGGAGGAAGAUGAGCACCAUUCACCAUCGCCGGCAGAGUCUUUGAGCUGGGUAAAGAAGAACAAGUGGAUUAUUCUUGCUCUGGCCAGCGGAGCAUGCGCCGCGUUUAAUGGCGUUUUCGCCAAGUUGACAACCACGGAACUGACAGCGAGCUUUGCGCUGGCCAUUGCUCGCCUGCUCAGGUUAGAGAAUGUACAUGGCGUGGUUGAGAUUGCUGUUCGAUGCAACCAGGCUUUUUUUGGAUUAAACCUUACAUUCAACGGUGUGAUGUGGACUCUGUUCACAACAGCCCUGGCCAGGGGCAACUCGACCACCCAAGUCUCGGUUAUAAAUACGUCUUCAAAUUUUGUCCUUAGUGCUCUGCUCGGUCUUAUCAUCUUCUCUGAGACCUUGCCACCAAUGUGGUGGGCUGGUGCCGCUCUGCUUGUCGUUGGCAGUGUGAUAGUAGGGCGUAAGGACGAGGGGGAGUCGCCCAAGGUGGCGGAGAAUGAGCCCGAGCCAGUGCAUGAGGGUCACGGUGCUACCGUGGUGUCUGGGGCCGAAGAUAUCAUAGCGUCUUCUAGCCGGACGGUUGCACAUGGGCUGGAUACACCUAACGAGGAGGAGGAAGAGGAGAAAGACGAAGAUGUGAUAGAUCUGGGCCAAGAUAUAGAGGCCGAGUGAGCGAUGUUUCGUAUGUAAGCAUAUAGACAUUGCAGUGCACGAAGAAGAGCUUCCAAAACAGUCCAGUUGGACCUAUGGACGGCGUACUACUUACUUCACCUCACGGCACAAGGAUGAAGGAGAGGGCAUUUGAACCUUCGUUUUGCUAUAUCAUUUUCAACCAGGACUAUCACAUGAGCUGGUCUCUCCUAAUGCAAGGCGGACGAUG